This is a messenger RNA of Nematocida ausubeli, 285 nucleotides long. RefSeq lists its product as uncharacterized. The transcript has a single exon. The record is from RefSeq and is a predicted model, not a curated record. Lineage: Eukaryota; Fungi; Microsporidia. The coding region runs from base 1 to 285 and encodes 94 amino acids.
AUGAAAAAAACCAAUGGAUUCUCCCUUUCAGAGCUCUUGGAAAAAGGGCACGCAGAGUAUUUAGGCUUGUUUCUGAUAUUUGCUGGAGGAGGGUGGAUGCUUCUUGCAGUUUUGGAUGCCUGUGAAGUUGGUCCAUUCAAGCACAUUCUUUUCAACGCGGUGGCUGCUAUUAUUGUGUGCACUCUACUUGCUAUAUACCUGUUUAUUGGGAUAAAAAGUGUGCGUGUCAUGCGCAUGAUUGGAAAUCACUACAAAGAGACUACAAAGCAGCAGAAAAAGACUUAG